AUGGGAAUUGAAGGUCUUCAUCCAUUACUUAAAUCGGCUAUUCAUCGUGUUGAUAUAAAAACGGCUGAAUUUCGAGGUACAACAUGUGCUGUUGAUACAAGUUUUUUACUUCAUCGUGGAGCUUAUGCAUGUGCUGGAAAAUUAGCAAAAAAAGAAUCGACUGAUAAAUAUAUUGUAUAUGUGACGCGAUUUGUUGAAAGACUACUUGAAUGGAAUAUAAAACCUAUUAUGGUUUUUGAUGGUUCAGCAUUACCAGCAAAACGAAUUACAAAUGCUAAUCGUAGCGAUGAACGUGAACGAAAUCGUUUACGUGCACAAAAAGCACUUGCUAGUGGUAAAACUCGUGAAGCUGAACAAUUUUUUCAAAAAGCUAUUGAAAUUACACCAGAUAUGGUUUUAAAUGUUAUUCGAACUCUUCGAACGAUGGGUAUUGAUGUUAUUGUUGCACCAUAUGAAGCUGAUGCUCAAUUAGCAUAUUUAAAUCGAGCAAAAAUAGCUGAUUAUGUUAUAACAGAAGAUUCAGAUCUUGUUCUUUUUGGUUGUCAUCAUAUUUUAUUUAAACUUGAUGACCAAGGAAAUGGUGAAUUAUUUGAAAGAACAAAACUUGAUAUAAAAAAAGAAUUUGGUCUUGAUACAUUUGAACGAUUUCGUUGGAUGUGUAUUUUAUCUGGAUGUGAUUAUCUUGAUAAUAUAACAGGAAUUGGUUUAGCUAAAGCAAAAAAAGUUAUGAGUAGAACUCAAAUAACAAAUAUUGAAUUGAUUCUUAAACAAUUACCACAAAAUCUUGGCAAAUUAAAUCUUCGUGUUACUGAUGAUUAUAUUAUAGGUUUUAAACGAGCACAUUUAGCAUUUCUUCAUCAAAUUGUUUACGAUCCUUUACAAAGAAAACAAAUACAUUUAAAUCCUUUACCAGAUGAUAUCGAUCAUGAUCAAUUAAAAUUUUCUGGACAACUUGAUGAUACACCACUUGCAUUUCAACAUGCAAUUGGUAAUUUAAAUGUAAAAACAAAAUGUAUAGUUGAUAAAUUUGAUCCAAGUAAAUGGAAUUAUCGUCCACCUGGUCCAUCAUCAUCAACUAUUCCACCAUAUCUCAAAUCAAUUUGGAGUAAAGAAUAUACUAUCCGUCCUAAACCAUUUUCAUUAUCAUCAACACCAAUCAAUACACAGGUACUUUCCACACCAUCACCACCACGAAAAGUUCGCUCACAAACAGAUACAAUAUCCAAUGCACUUUCUUCAUCGGCUAUUCUUAAUAUGUAUCUACCAAAAUCGGAUGAAAAGAAAAUUGAUAUUUCAACAAAAUCAACUUCAUCAGUUGAAUAUCAUACGUCUAUAAUUCAAAGUAUUGAAAUUGUUAAACGACCAUUAUUAUUUAAUCAACAUGAUAAUGAUAAAUCAAGUCGAUUUUUUUCAUCGUCUUCUGUAACUAAAACAAGUGUAUUUGAUGCACUUCAUGAAGAUCAAAAUAUUGUACCGGAUAAUGAUAAAACUUCACCGGAAAUUAGUAAUAAACGAUUUAAAAGAUUAAAUACUGAUACUGAUAAUGAUAAUGAUAGUGAUAAUUUAUCGCAACCAAUUAUUCAAAAAUCUAUGGAUGAAUUUCUUACACCAACAAAACAAAAUCGUUUUGUAUUAAAGAGAAAAUCACCAAAUAUCGAAAAAGAAUCAUUAUCCGUGGAUAAAUUAGAUGAGAAAAUAUUUGAACAAGAAAGUACUGAUAUCCAAGAUACUUCAAAUAUAGCAACAUCGGAAUUUUCAUCAACAUUAACAAUCGAAGCUAAAUCACCAGUACUUCAAUUACCUCAAUAUCUUCGAAAUCGUUUUAUUAAACAAACUUCAUCUCGAAUGGUUCGACCGACAUGA
Molecule: messenger RNA, 1863 nt
Organism: Adineta steineri
Lineage: Eukaryota; Metazoa; Rotifera; Eurotatoria; Adinetida; Adinetidae
Source: the annotation of a GenBank genome assembly